Giardia duodenalis is the source of this 1539-nucleotide messenger RNA. RefSeq names its product Topoisomerase I-related protein. The record is from RefSeq and is a predicted model, not a curated record. The transcript has a single exon. The coding region runs from base 1 to 1539 and encodes 512 amino acids. Lineage: Eukaryota; Fornicata; Diplomonadida; Hexamitidae.
AUGACCAGUCAAGCCGGCGAUUCCUCUGUAGUGGAUGCUGACCUCGUCGAUAGAUGCUUUGCGCAGCCAGGCACUAUAUCAUACCAAGUACUAGAUGCAAUCAACGCACGCUUGAAUGUCUUGUAUCAUAUUUUAGUUCCAACCGAGGACAGCAUCACCUGCAGGUAUCAAAUCAUCAAGUAUAUCCGAGACAAAUUGCAUAGUCUAUUCCCAGAACUCCAGCUCAUUCCCUAUGGGUCCUUUGUUACGCGGAUCUUCCUGCCUGAUGGAGACAUAGAUCUUGCCAUCAUUGUCGGAGAGGACGACGCGGCUGACGUGCUUGCACAGUUCUAUAUCUAUCUCAAAGAAGUAGCUGCGUCUCACGAAGAUACACCUUUCAAGCUGACCAACCUAUCUAAGAUUCAAGCAGAAGUACCGAUCAUACGCCUUGUAAUCAACGGCGUUUUCAUCGACAUUUCAUCUGCACGGCCCGUUGGUCUCGUUACGUCUCUUUAUCUCCAGCUUUUGAACGACGCCAUUGGCCGCAACAACCUACUGAAACGGUCUGUCAUCCUUAUUCAGGCCUGGUGUCUCUAUGAAGCGCACAUCCUGGGCAGCCACUCGCAAAUGCUUAACUCGUAUGCCCUCCGUGUAAUGACAACGUUUAUUCUCACCAACUCACCAGAGCUGGUACAUCCUCUUCAAGUUCUGUUCAAGUUCUUUGCAUUCUACAGUGCCUUUGACUUCACAAACAACACCAUCACAGCCUUCGGGGUCGUACCAAACUCAGAGGUUGAUGGCAGUGACCACCGGGCGCUUUACGACUAUCUGCUCAAAAGUGAUGGCAUGUCGCAACACUACAUCAGCAAAGAGUCGUUACUUUUUCUUGUUCUUGCCAGGAACAUGCUGGGGAACGUGUAUCCAGAGCUGUCUGGGUGCCUUCGUCGGUUCAAAACUGCCACAAAUCCACCUGAGAACAUUUCAGAGGACACCUUUUCACACGCUGAGAACGCACGAUUGGAGAUUCUUUUUCGCUAUAUAGAGCACGCCAUGCAGCAUCGUAGAGAGGCCAAAAAAGCCGCCGACAAGACCAGCGAUAAGGCACCGCCCGACGCACUUUCAGACGCUGUACGAGCGGUCGUCCAAUCCCCUAUUGCUCUAUCUAGAAUCAUGCCCUUCCCUUCAGCUAUCUCCGUGUACCAUCCCACAACCAUUUCGAUACUGGAUCCAGUCCAACCCUCCAACAAUCUUGCCAAGGCCACCAGUGCAGCGUCGUUUGCUCGUCUGAAAGCAGCACUUAGAACAGGCUAUUUUCAGUUGGGAUCUCUUAUGAUGAUGCUCUGCGACAAGACUGCGCCCCUGAGCGUGAUCCAGACUGAGUUCGACCUUCUCUUUUCCAACACUCUUGCUCACUUUGACGUGGAGCUAGAGACGGUUCAGAGUCUUUCCACACCCCAUAGUUUUGAUUUCGCAAGCCCAAAUGAGUAUCUUCUUAAUGUCAGUUCCGGGGCCAUCUAUCACGAGCUUCUCAAUGUCAUGACUCUCUACCUCCUUGGUUAA